GAGUUUCUCUCAUAAGGCGCCGUUGCCGUCCUCUUGGCCGUUGUUCUUCUUCCUCCUUCAACCCACACUCUUUCUUCUUGGCUCAAAUUCUGUUCAACUACAAAUCAAUUACUUGGUCAAUUGACUCACGCAUCAUUCACAAUGGCCCAGCAGUACUCUCAGGGACCUAAUGUCCAGAACCAGGAAUGGCAGAACAACCUCUGCAAUUGCUCGCCCUGCGACUCUUGCCUGCUCGGCACUUUCUGCCCCUGCAUCCUCUUGGGUAAAACCGCCGAUCGUAUGAGAGACCCUACUAUGCAGACUGCCGAUACCUGCAACAGCGAUGCUCUUAUAUUCUGCGCGAUCAACUGCGUGACUGGCUGUGGUUGGAUUUACUCCAUGAUGAAGCGUGGUGAAAUCCGGGAGCGAUUCGGCAUCAAGGGCAGUGGCAUGAACGACUGCUGCGUCAGUUACUGGUGCCUUUGCUGUGCUCUUAUCCAGCAGGACAACGAAGUCAAGUCUCGUCUUUCACAGGGGCCUAUCACCCAGGGCUACCAAGCUCAGAAGGAGGGUAUGCACAUGCCGACAUCUCCUCCUGCUCAGCAGCAGCAAUAUCAUGAUCAGAAGCCCAACCCUCAGCAGCAGGCCCCUCAUCCCGAUUAUCAGCUUCCUCAGCACGGUUACCAGUCUCCUCAGCCUCAGGGGUCCUACCCUCCACCUCAGCAGACUUACAACCCUCAGCAGCCCCAGUAUUAGGCCAUUCGACCAGGGAGUGUACAGCAAGACGGAGCCUCACACCGAUAUGGCACCACAAAAAGAAAGAAAUACAUGUGAAGGGGGCGAUCAGAGAAAUAUCUGGCAUGUGAAUUGACUUUGAGCGCGGACGGGUACGCGCCAACGGAUUAUACCUAUAUACCCAGUGACGAAGACGGUCAUUUCUUAUUUAUAUUAUAUUUAUUUCGAUGUAUUAUUUGCUUCAAUGAAUAAUCUACUGUUCACCUUUCAGUUACAUAUGAAAGCGUCACACUUCUUCUUCCAUUCUCUUUUGAAUUGCCUAGUUCGGCGAAGGAAAACGAAAUGGAGAAUCAGCAGAUAAUAUUAAUGAAACUCUAAAAAGAAAAAAAAAACCUUCAC
Molecule: messenger RNA, 1113 nt
Organism: Fusarium oxysporum Fo47
Lineage: Eukaryota; Fungi; Ascomycota; Sordariomycetes; Hypocreales; Nectriaceae
Product: PLAC8 family-domain-containing protein
Exons: 3
Coding region: 142-735 (197 amino acids)
Source: RefSeq, a predicted model, not a curated record